CACAUUACAUACAAUUGUAUUGUUCUUUUUAAUUACUAUCAUAUAACUAGGAAACAUGACUAUGAUUAUGCUCAAGAAUCUCUUGUUCUCCCCUCUUCGUGGUUUCAUCCACAAAGAUUUUCAUCAGAUACUUGACAAAAUGAAUCUCCGCGACAAACUUUCAUUUCUGAUAGUUCAUAUCAUUGAUAAACAUAACUUGUGGCAUCGGGUACCGGUGUUUUUGGGGCUAGUUUAUCUUGGACUUCGUCGGCAUCUUAAUCAGGAAUAUAAUUUGAUCAACGUCGGUAGAACACCUACUGGAGUCCGAUCAAAUCCCGUGGACUUCCCUUAUAGAACUGCAGAUGGAAAAUAUAAUGAUCCUUUCAAUGAAGGAGCAGGAAGUGAAUUUUCUUUCUUUGGGAGGAAUAUGAUGCCUGUUGAUCAACAUGACAAGUUAAAGAAUCCGGAUCCAAUGGUAGUGGCAACAAAGCUGCUAGCACGCAGAAACUUCAUAGACACAGGAAAACAAUUUAACAUGAUAGCUGCCUCUUGGAUACAAUUUAUGAUUCAUGAUUGGAUCGAUCAUUUGGAAGAUACUCAACAGCUUAGGGCACCUGAAGAAGUUGCAAGUCAAUGUCCUCUCAAGUCCUUUAAGUUUUACAAAUCAAAAGAAACUCCUACCGGCUUUUACGAAAUUAAAACCGGUUACUUGAAUAGGCGUACCCCUUGGUGGGAUGGAAGUGCUAUUUAUGGGAGUGACGUAGAGAUCUUGAAGAAAGUAAGGACAUUUAAAGACGGAAAAUUGAAACUAUCAGAAAAUGGACUCCUUGAACAAGAUGAAAAUGGAAAAAUCAUCUCUGGUGAUGUUCGCAACACUUGGGCUGGACUUUUGUCACUGCAGGCGCUAUUUGUACAAGAGCAUAAUCUUGUUUGUGAUGCCUUGAAGAAAGAAUAUCCAGAAUUGGAGGAUGAGGAGUUGUAUCGUCAUGCAAGACUGGUGACUUCUGCUGUUAUAGCAAAAGUUCACACCAUAGAUUGGACUGUGGAGCUUCUCAAAACGGACACCUUAUUAGCAGCAAUGCGGACCAAUUGGUAUGGAUUGUUAGGGAAGAAAUUUAAAGAUACAUUUGGGCACGUUGGAGGUGCCAUUUUGGGUGGUUUAGUUGGAAUGAAAAAACCCGAAAAUCAUGGAGUGCCUUAUUCCUUAACUGAAGAAUUUGUGAGUGUCUAUAGAAUGCAUCAACUCUUACCUGAUAAACUUCAGUUAAGAAAUAUAGAUACAACUUCUGGACCAAAUAAAUCUCUCCCUUUGACUAACGAAAUCCCAAUGGGAGAUUUAAUCGGAGGCAAAGGAGAGGAGAGUUUAUCAAGAAUCGGGUUUACUAAGCAAAUGGUUUCAAUGGGGCAUCAAGCAUGUGGAGCACUUGAGCUUUGGAAUUAUCCAAUAUGGAUGAGGGAUCUUAUUGCUCAAGAUGUUGAUGGAACUGACAGACCAGGUCAUGUUGACCUUCCAGCUCUCGAAAUUUAUAGAGACAGAGAAAGGAGUGUUGCUAGGUACAAUGAAUUUCGUAGAAGGAUGUUGCAAAUUCCCAUCACUAAAUGGGAAGACUUGACGGAUGAUGAGGAAGUUAUUAAAACACUUUAUGAAGUAUAUGGUGAUGAUGUUGAACAAUUGGAUCUGUUAGUUGGAAUGUCCGCUGAGAAAAAAAUUAAAGGAUUUGCCAUAUCUGAGACUGCCUUUUUCAUAUUCCUUCUCAUGGCAUCAAGGAGGUUAGAGGCAGAUAGAUUUUUCACAAGCAAUUACAACGAGGAGACAUACACAAAGAAAGGAUUGGAAUGGGUGAAUACUACUGAAGGUUUAAAAGACGUGUUAGAUCGUCACUAUCCAGAAAUGACUGAAAAAUGGAUGAAUUCCAGUAGCGCAUUCUCUGUUUGGGACUCUUCUCAACAACCUCACAAUCCUGUUCCACUCUACUUUCGCGUCCCUAAACAUGAUUAA
Solanum stenotomum is the source of this 1978-nucleotide messenger RNA. Its product is annotated as alpha-dioxygenase PIOX. The record is from RefSeq and is a predicted model, not a curated record. The transcript has 10 exons. Gene Ontology annotation, molecular function: peroxidase activity; oxidoreductase activity, acting on single donors with incorporation of molecular oxygen, incorporation of two atoms of oxygen; heme binding. The coding region runs from base 56 to 1978 and encodes 640 amino acids. Lineage: Eukaryota; Viridiplantae; Streptophyta; Magnoliopsida; Solanales; Solanaceae. Gene Ontology annotation, biological process: response to oxidative stress.